Gamsiella multidivaricata is the source of this 1357-nucleotide messenger RNA. RefSeq lists its product as uncharacterized. The transcript has a single exon. NCBI's taxonomy places the organism in Eukaryota, Fungi, Mortierellomycota, Mortierellomycetes, Mortierellales, Mortierellaceae. The record is from RefSeq and is a predicted model, not a curated record. The coding region runs from base 107 to 1300 and encodes 397 amino acids.
GUUCUUUUUUUUUGCACUUCACCUUGCACACCUUUGACCUUCGCCAAAUUCUAUUGCCCUCGCCAAAUUCGUAAUCCUUUUUCCAGCAACCAUACAUACUACAACCAUGCUCAACAAAGACACUAAGGUCGCCAAGGAUACCGAAGACACGAGCGCCGUCUGCUCCUGCCCCAUCCACGAUGGCCUCACUCUUGAGUCGCUCUCUCGUAAAGUGUGCGAACUCCAGCUCGAGGUGUUCCGUCUGAAAGCCUCUCAGGUCCAGCAGUCCGCGAGCGACCCUGUACCAUCCUAUUCCUCAUCCGUCCUGCUGGCAGAAGGACCCGCAACUGUGAACCAAGGUCCACCUCAGAGUGUCGCUCAGGAUGAUGUGCUUCUUGGUGAGCUGCAGCGAGGCUUGGUUGCAGCCGCAUCAUCCUUGGCGGAGCUGUCUUCUGCCAUCGCAGCGGUCUCCCAGACGAACAACGCAGCCGAGACAGCUCAACCGCAGGACGUAUUGGUGGACCGACCCGAGGAAGUCGAGCAAACGCUCGCAGCACUGUCCUUUCCCUCAACGCCGACUACUGGGGACCAUCAAGACCAACAACAGCCUAGGGACCAGAAGCGGAACCAGGAGCCGGAGUCAAACCAGUUGCAAUCAGUCUUUGCUGAAAUCGACUCUACGGAGAGAGCGUUCCUUUUGGCCAAAAUCGAGUCCAUCAAACGGGCAAUGAUCGACAUUGAGCUAUACACACCGCAAGGCACAGAAAAGCCAGCGGCACCGAAUCCUACAACAACUGACAUCGAUGUCUAUAUCGCCUGGUGUAAGUCUUCCAAUGGUGAAGACUACAGGGCACGACUUUUCGAGCUAAUCGAGAGCUUUCGAAAGAAGGAGAAGCAGGAGAGGGCAAAAGUGUGCGCCACGGACAGAAUGGUGUAUGAAAACGACGUUUCACCCCUCAGACAAUAUCUGCAGUUUAAGAUUGCUUUUGUCAAGCAGGCUAUAUUCGAUUUCCAGCCCCAAAAGGCAGCAGGGAAGAAGUGGCCGGAUCUCCCUUCCGAUCCCUACUCUAUGGAUGUCGACAUGUUUCUGCUUCGAUAUGUUCAAACACCUGCCUAUAUACCUCCCUAUAUACCUCCUCGAAAGGCACUUCAGCAUUCGAAAAAGCAACUCGCGUCACACGCUACGGGAUGCCACGGUUACGAAAAUGACGCUGUUUGUCUAUUAGACGAUUUGCGGAGUCAGGAUGAAGAAGAGAGACAACAUCAGACCUUCCGAAGGAAUAGUAGAUUUCCGCACGCACAGCCCAAGCUGAAGCUUUGAUUAACAGCUCAUCAAAUAAAAUUCGAAGGUUUUUAAAAGGCUUUGCCAGCUUACGAU